AUGGCGGCUUCUUUGUUGAGACAUGUGGGUCAGCGUUGCCUGUGGACUCGGCUUGGCCCCAGCCUUUCUGUGCAACACGUGGUCCCCAUGGGAACAACAGCAAAGGAGGAGAUGGCUCAAUUUUGGGAUAAAAACACCCAGUCGAACCAUCCCAUGUCCCCUCAUAUCACUAUCUACAAGUGGUCUCUGCCCAUGAUGAUGUCCAUCGGCCACCAUGGCACUGGUGUUGCAACGAGUGUAGGAGUCUCUCUCUUUGGCCUGGCUGCUUUGAUUCUCCCAGAACAGUUCCCCUAUUACCUGGCAUUUGUGAAAUUGCUUAGCCUGGGGCCUGCUCUUAUCUACUCUGCUAAAUUUGCUUUGGCUUUCCCCCUCACCUACCACACCUGGAAAGGAAUCCGACACCUUAUGUGGGACAUGGGAAAAAGAUUUAAGAUUCCCCAAGUCUACCAGUCUGGAGUCCUGGUCCUGGUCCUGACGCUGCUUUCCUCUGCUGGACUCGCAGUCUUGUGAAGGCACCUCCCUCCUGAAGCCCUCCCUUCUCCUACAAGGAUUUGAUUCAUCUGGUGAUCUGGUCCAGACAGAGCUCAGUAUGUGUGUAUGGGGAGAGGGCAGGAGGGACUAGAGACUCCUAGAUAACUAAAUUGUUGGGGAAAGAUGGUGCUUUCCCCUCUUUG
Molecule: messenger RNA, 674 nt
Organism: Chelonoidis abingdonii (Abingdon island giant tortoise)
Lineage: Eukaryota; Metazoa; Chordata; Testudines; Testudinidae
Source: RefSeq, a predicted model, not a curated record